AGAGCGGAGCAGGAAGUGUCCCAGGGGAGGGAGCCGGAGGGCUCCGGCCUUUCCUUUCCUACGCGGGCGGCGGGCUCCGGCGGCGGCCAGGCCUGCGCGGCCCGCCAACGGGGACGCGCCGCGGCGGCGCCUCCAUUUGCCCCCGCGUCUUCCGUCCCGAGCCGAGCCGGCUUCCCGCAGGAGCAGGGGACGCGGAGUCGGACGCCUGCGGAGACCGCGCCGCGGGAGGACCCCAAGGAGCGGGCCGGAAGGAUGAGGAGCGGCUGCCAGGGCCUUGCGCCGCAGCGAGGGGGGGCCGAGUCGGCCGCCGGGAAGGCGCUCCAGGCGCUGAGGCUGGCGCGGCUCGGUUCCCGCCGGACCUGCGUGAGGCCCGCCCCGCCCCCGACGGGGAUCCCCCGGGGCUCGCGUUAGCUCAUUCAUCCGGCGCUGCCCGGGAGCCGCCUCCGUGUCAGGUGCCGGAGCGACAAAGACGAGCGCGCUGUCCGGUUGGGGGCUGAUCCGCAGAGCGCGGCGCGGGCUGCUCCACGCGCUCCGCGUGCAGAGGCUGGGGCGCGGCGCCCACCGCGGGGGAGACUUCAGGAACCCUGCGGCCCCGCAGGUGUGUGACGGCCGCUCCGGGGAAGGGGGCCCGUGGGGCCGAGCGUGGGUUCCAGAUGCCCGAGAAGACGCCGGAGGAACUCGGUGGUGGGGCAGGCAGCGAUGUGUGCCCCAGACGCCCCCAGCUCCCGGAUGCCAGUCUGUGUGCGCACGUUGGAAGGCGGAGAGGUGCACACACUGCGGCUAGGCGGCCGCUCCGGGUGGUUCUGGUGCCCCUUCGGCCUCACUUGGCUUCCUGUGAAAUGGGAAUGAGGCCCGCAUCCCGCCUGGGGCCCGUGGGAGCACACUGUGCUGUAGAUCGAGGUGUGGCCUCCUGGGGCCACUCCAACCCGCGUGUCCAGGAUCUCCGAGGCCUGGGGACGAGCUGUGGGCCCCUAUUGGGCCUCAGCUCCGCCCACAGUGUGGGGUGGUGUCUCCUACUCCAUCGCCACGGGUGUUGUCUGGGGCGGCGGUGGCCCCCUGAGCCACACCUAGAGAGGCGGGGUUGUACCCUGAGCCCCACCUCUGACCUUCCUGAGGAAGGGCAGGAGGUGUGCGCGGUGGCCUGCCUCCUGGUUUGAAGAUGACAAGGGUGGAGGCGAGGUUGAAGGUCAAGGCAUACGUUUACCCGCCAGACUUUGAAGUGAGCUGGAGGCAGGUCCGAAGGCGCUGAGGAUUUUGAAUAGGAGUGCUCUCUGGUAAACUCAGGACGUGGCUGCCCGCUGGGACCUCCCCUGCCCCGCCUGGGGCUGGCCGCUGCUUUGUCCACUGCCUCCCCAUCCCCAUCCCGGCUCUCCCCCUCCAGCAAGCCCAGCACCACCAGCGGGGUGGAUUGCCCGUCCUUGAUCUACUUAGAAGGCUUUUCCCAGGCGUGUCUGUCUGUCUUUCCAGCUCAUUUUGUAAAAAUCCCAAGGCCAAGGACGGUGAUUCCGGUUCAGAAGCCUCAAGAUAGCGGCCUGCUGGGUGGUCCGCCUCAGGCCCUGUCCUGGAGGCCCUGCCCCGAAGGGUCCUCUUCUGCAGCUGACCCCAUCAAACCCCGUCAUGCCCACAGCCCUGUGCCCCCGAGUCUUGGCUCCAAAGGAAAGCGAGGCGCCCCGGAAAAUGAGGAGCCCACCGGGAGAAAACCCCAGCCCCCCAGGGGAGCUCCCCAGCCCCGAGUCCUCCCGCCGCCUGUUCCGCCGGUUCCGCUACCAGGAGGCCGCGGGCCCCCGGGAGGCCCUGCGCCGCCUGGGCGACCUGUGCCGCGGCUGGCUGAGGCCCGAGCGGCACACCAAGGAGCAGAUCCUGGAGCUGCUGGUGCUGGAGCAGUUCCUGGCCAUCCUGCCCCGGGAGGUCCAGGGCUGGGUGCGGGCUCAGGAGCCCGAGAACAGCGAUCAGGCCGUGGCCGCCGUGGAGGCCUUGGAACGGGAGCCCGGGAGACCCUGGCAGUGGCUCAAGCACUGUGAAGACCCCGUGGUGAUAGACGAUGGGGACAGCCCCCCAGACCAGGAGCAGGAGCGGCUGCUGACAGAACCCCAGGGUGACCUCGUGAAGAGCCAGGACAUGCAGCCCCUGGCCCUGGGUCAGGGACUCCCAAGCCGACCACCAGGGCUGCUCGGCGGGGACCCAGUUCCAGCAGAUGCAUCCCUUCUUCAGGACAUGAGUCUGAGGGAUGCACAGCAGGUGACCGCCCUCCAGCUGCUUCCGAACCGGGCUUCUCCUUUCAAGGACAUGAUCUUCUGCUUCUCAGAAGAGGACUGGUCCCUUCUAGACCCUGCCCAGACUGGCUUCUAUGGAGAGUUCAUCAUUGGGGAGGACUACGGGGUCUCCUUGCCCUCGAAUGAUGUAGCCGCCCCACUGGCUCUCUGCCAGGGCGAGGAGAAUGAGCCCCAGGCUCCGGAACUGCAGGACCUCCAGGGGAAGGAAGCACCCCAGGUCUCCUACUUGGACAUUCCAAGUCUCCAGGCAUUCCCAGGAGAAGAAAAAAGAAAACGGGAUGAGAUGCAGGUGCCAGAGUUCCAGGCCUGCCCACAGACAGUGCUCACUCAGAGCACCUACCCCGCCGGAGGCACCAAGCCAGCCCCGGGAGACAGCCUGGACGAGGAGGUGACCAUCGAGAUCGUGCUGUCCAGCUCUGGGGAUGAGGACUCCCAGCUCGGCCCCUACUGUGCCAACGAGGCAGGCGGGCACCCCGCCCUGCGCCGGGGAGCUGAGGCAGGAGGCGAUGGGCAGGCCACGUCCAAGAAGUACGUGUGCCCGAACUGCGGCAAGAUCUUCCGCUGGAGGGUCAACUUCGUGCGGCACCUGCGGAGCCGCCGUGAGCAGAAGCACGAGUGCUCGGUGUGCGGCGAGCUGUUCAGCGACAGUGAGGACCUGGACGGGCACCUGGAGACGCACGAGGCUGCGAAGCCUCACCGGUGCGGCGCCUGUGGGCGGAGCUUCCGCCUGCACGCGCACCUGCUGUCCCAUCGGCGGAUGCACCUGCCAUCCGACGCGCGUGAGCAGCUGCCGCGCAGGGAGUCCACCGCCGAGCCGCGAGGCGGGGGCCCCGGGAUGCGGGCCAAAGGCAAGGCCGCCCUGCGCCUGCAAUGCUGUGACUGCGGGAAGGCCUUUCAGCGGCCCUACCACCUAGCGCGGCAUCGCAGCAGCCUGCACUCCAAGGGCAAGGCCCGUCCCUUCCAGUGCCGCUACUGCGCCAAGAGCUUUCUACAGAACUACGACCUCCUCCGCCAUGAGCGCCUGCACAUGAAGCGCCGCUCCAAGCAGGCCCUCAACUCCUACUGAGCCGGGCCUGGGGCACAGGUGCAGCCCAGCCACGGCCCAGGACAGACUGGACUGCACCUCCUGCCCCUGGAUCUCAGGUAGUGAGAGGGUGGCCACCUGAGUGUUCUGUCUGCUGUGCCAAAAAACGGCGGUGUGUCACCACCAGCGUGGAACCUCCCACACACCACGUCUCUGGGACUUAGGAACCCAGCCCAGUGCUUCCCAAGCGAGCGGUGCUGGGCCACCCCCACUGCAGUGACCAUGGAGGUCUGUCCCUUACUGACCGACCUUGGAUACACCCCCAUCCCGCCCUGUCUGACCCCCCAGCCAUCCUAAGGUUCUGGGCCUUUGUAUCUGACAACAGGAAGCUACAGGUGGUGCCAGGCUAGGAGGGGACAGUGAGACAGGGCUGUGGGCAUCACGGAGCUGGGCCGAGCCCACCAAGCCAUGUAUGUCAUCACAAGCUUGAGUCCCCAGCCCUGGCCCCCAGGGGCAUCCUGCAGUUACCGGGCAGCCUGUUCACGCUCAGAAGCCUUGAGGGGGAGCUUUCCAGCUCCUCCUUGCAGAAGAGAAACUAGUACCCUUUUGUUUGUGAUGGCAGCUGGUUAUUAGGGAAUAUGGGCCAACCAGGGCAAAGCCCCCUUUUAAACCUGGUUGCACACCAUCCCCAAGCAUCAUGUCUUUGACCCUGAGGGUCACUGGUAAAUGGUUGUGGGGGCAGUGAAGUCAUCGGCACUUGAAAGGCACUUAACGUUCCCCUUCCUGUUCUGUGGUGCCCAGGAAUGGGGAGAUUAGCCCCCAAGGGGACGUCCCUUGUCCAGAAUAGCUGAGCAGGGGAAAUGGGACCUUUCGGGAAGUCAUGCUCUAUGUAGGUGGCAUUAAAGUAGCCUGCUGGGUGUAUUCCUUUGCUAAGGCUGCUGUAAGAGCUGGGAGGCCUAGAGCAGAAAUUUAGGUCAGUUCUGGAGUCCAGAGGGCCAGGAUGAGUUGUGAGCAGGGUUGGUUCCUCAGGAGGCAGACUCUGUCCCAGGCCCCAGCUUCUGUGUCUGGUGGCAGUCAGGGAUAUUUCUUGGUUUGUAGAGGCGUCUCCCCAGCUGCCUUCAUCUUCACGAGAUGUUCUCCCUAUGUGCUUGUCUGCUUCCUUUUAUAAGGGCAGUAGUCACACUGGGUUAAGGGCUACCUUUGUUUCCAUCUGAAUUAUGUCCACAGGGACCCUGUUUUCAAAGGUCAUAUGCUACUGUAUGUGGGGUUGGCCUUAAACUGUGGGGGAGUGGGGAGACACAAGUCAGCCACCAGCAUGACAGCCCCAUGGCGCUGUGUUCACUGCCUGGCCACAGGCAAGCCGACACAAAUGAGGUGGCUUGCCCUCAACCCUGUGGGAAGUGCUGUUCAGACCCAAGCUGCUUGCAGGGUGGGCGUCCUCUGCACCGUAGCCUCAAGGCCGUAGCCUGGGACUCUGGCCAGGGUCGACCCUUGGUGAGACCUCAGUUGAUGGAAGCCGUGAUGUCGUUCUGGGAAGACCGGCAAUGACCACUGGGCCUGGUGGAGGGACGGCAGGUGCUGUAAGUGGCUGAGUGUGUCAGGCACUGUUUGUGUGUGGGUCCCACCAGCAGCCAGUAGGUUGGGUAAGUGAACACAGGGCCUGUUGCCCCUUGUCAUCCACUUCACUGUCACACUGACGCCCCUGCCCCACGCCCAGUGAAAGUUACAACCCGUAGUCACAAUUGAUGUCUGUGGAUGUGUGACACACCCGGGAACAGAAAAUGCGGGAAAACCACUGGGCCAUACCCAGAACAAGCAAUAAACUACUGGGGCUGCUCAUUUUUUAAAUAGUUUGCCUCUUGUACUGAUCUGCCAGGAAGAGGGGGAAAUUAAAUCUGUAAGGCCAAGGUGGGAAAAUUCCAAAUAGAAGCCAGACUGUGUGCUCUUGUCGGGGACCCAUUAGCAGUGAGGUUAUUAACUCAUCUGCCAGACAGUUGUCUUCAAGAAUGUCACUCUACUUACUGGCGUAUUUUAUGUGUAAAAUCAGAUUAUGAGAAAGGUGCAAAGGGAAUGUGGCGAGCUGAAACCCACAGGUGGGCUGUGCGCCUCGGUGCUGUGCGGGAGCUGCCGUCGUCCCUGGAUCAGGAGCCCCCUGGGUGAUGUGGCUCAAAUCCCAGGCCCCUCUCCUGCAGGAGAAGCCAGUGGGGGUACCUGCCCUGGGGAAAGUUUAGGUAACUAGAGAGCUGGUCCCUCCCUGGGGACUGGGCAGGCGGGUGAGUGGGGUUUCUGCCUCACUGAGGAGGCUCAGGAAUCCCACAUCUGAGAGGUGCCUGUCCCCCGUUUCUCUGAACCCUGGACGUUGUUCCCACAAACUCACAGGUGCAUAAUAAAAAUUCACUUGCUGAAUUAAUAUA
Manis javanica (Malayan pangolin) is the source of this 5711-nucleotide messenger RNA. It is a transcript of the gene ZNF496, whose product is annotated as zinc finger protein 496. Lineage: Eukaryota; Metazoa; Chordata; Mammalia; Pholidota; Manidae. Gene Ontology annotation, biological process: regulation of DNA-templated transcription. The record is from RefSeq and is a predicted model, not a curated record.